Messenger RNA from Fusarium verticillioides 7600, 1484 nucleotides. Its product is annotated as protein farnesyltransferase/geranylgeranyltransferase type-1 subunit alpha. The transcript is spliced from 3 exons. The record is from RefSeq and is a predicted model, not a curated record. Bases 99 to 1112 code for a protein of 337 amino acids. Gene Ontology annotation, cellular component: CAAX-protein geranylgeranyltransferase complex. Gene Ontology annotation, biological process: protein geranylgeranylation. NCBI's taxonomy places the organism in Eukaryota, Fungi, Ascomycota, Sordariomycetes, Hypocreales, Nectriaceae. Gene Ontology annotation, molecular function: CAAX-protein geranylgeranyltransferase activity.
CGAGCGGUACAUUCACUUUAAGCAUUUUCAACUAACACAUUCGCUCUACACACCAGGAAGACAUACGACUGUUAAAGUCGGGCGUCUGUUCUUCAGAAAUGUCGGGAACGGGUGAUCCCUUGCUGGAUAAGCAACAGCACAUCAAGUAUUGGCAGCGCUGUCAUAAAACAUAUCUCCCGUCCCCUUACACAGCCUACGACUCGACCCGCCUUACUUUCGCUUGCUUCACCAUCUCAGCGCUUGACCUUCUCUCUGUUCCGCUCACCCAUACUGAACGUGCUGCUAUCCGUUGGUGGGUUCUCAGUCUGCAGCAUCCAGAAGGUGGCUUUUGUGGAAGUUCAACGCACGCAUUACCAGCUCAAGAAGCAUACAAGGGCACAGCAAAUAUCGCAGCUACCUUUUUUGCGCUUGUACUGUUGGGUCUGGCGGCCGAUGGCGAGGAUGAGGCGAGGACAGCUUUCAGCGGGGUGGACAGAGUACGGUUGUUGAAGUGGCUGAAUAUGCUUCAGAGAAAGGAUGGGAGUUUCGGGCAAGUUUUUUGGGAUGGAAAGAUUUUGGGUGGCAGAGAUAUGAGACACAGCUAUCUAGCGAGCUGUAUUCGAUGGAUGUUGAGAGGAGAUGUGAAGGAAGGCGAUGAGGGCUGGGUGGAGGAUCUGAACAUUGAUGAAAUGAUUGCUCACAUUAACAGAGGCCAGACAUAUGACGGUGGAGUGGCAGAAUCGUCGCAGCACGAAUCCCAUGCUGGGUAUGCAUACUGCGCGAUAGGUGCGCUGUCGCUUUUAGACAGGCCACUAGACUUCACAACACCGCAUCCUCCCGAAGAGGCACUGAAACGGGGCGUCCCGAAUCGUGAUGGGCUCCUACACUUUCUCGCCUCCCGCCCCUUCGCCUACCUCGCCAAGGAAGAGGAAGAAGAUGAAGCUGAGGAAAAUUUUCUCGAGUCAAAGGCCGGUGAGCUCGAUCUUGGUCACAUCGGAUUCAACGGUCGAUGGAACAAGAAGGCCGAUACGUGCUACUGUUGGUGGGUUGGCGGUACACUUGAAGUAAGUUCCCCAUGUCUCCUUGAACAGAGCACAGGACUUACUCGUCUUCCAGAUGUUAGGGAAUUCUAGCAUCAUCAACGUCAUUCCUUCGCGACGUUAUCUUCUUGAUAUCACACAGCAUCGCAUUGGCGGUUUCUCCAAGUCCGUUGGAGGGCCUCCGGAUAUGUACCACUCGUAUCUCGGUCUAGCUGCAUUGGCGACCAUGGGCGACAAUGAUCUAAAAGAAUUCGACGUGGGACUAUGCUGCAGUCAAGAGACGACGAGGAAAAUACAAAAGGCGAGGGACGGACUCAUAGAGAGCACGAGACGGAAUGGGAAAGCCUGGUGUGACGAUGGCUUCUGGUAGAUCUCGGUUCAAACGGCGCCCACAGCCUUGAGUAUAUAUAAUGAAAAUCCCUGCUUCAAUUUGCAAGCAUAACAGAGUUUGCGAGUUCUUGAGUA